Messenger RNA from Cicer arietinum (chickpea), 570 nucleotides. RefSeq names its product protein neprosin-like. Lineage: Eukaryota; Viridiplantae; Streptophyta; Magnoliopsida; Fabales; Fabaceae. The record is from RefSeq and is a predicted model, not a curated record.
AUGGAUGAAUGUAAGCUUAUUUCUACACCUACACAUCCAACAGGUUCUCCUGAUGAGGAUGAAUCAGGUAAAAAGAUGAAUCAUAAAAGUCCUGGCGGUGAUAUCAUAGAUUGUGUUAGAUUCUAUGAACAACCCGCUUUUGAUCAUCCUUUAUUGAAAGGACAUAAAAUAUUGGAUCCUCCCGAAAGCCCAAUAAAUAAAUAUGAGAAAGGUAAUAUGAGUGAUAUCAUUCAAUUGUGGAUUUUGUCUGGUGAAUCAUGCCCUGAAGGAACAAUUCCAAUUAGAAGAACAACUGAACAAGACUUGUUAAGAGCUGAAUCUAUUGACACAUUUGGAAGAAAAUUACAUAAUUUUAGAAGUGACUCCAAUGCAAAUAAUGGACACGAGCAUGCAAUUGGGUUUGUGUACGGUAAAUUAUAUGGAGCAACGGCUUCCAUAAACGUGUGGUCCCCACAAGUGGAAAUUCCAGACGAAUUUAGUUUGGCUCAAAUUUGGAUUGUCAAUGGUUCAUAUGGAGAAGAUCUAACCACCCUUGAAGCUGGUUGGCAGGCAUGUUAUUACUUUCAUUAA